AUGAAUGUUCAACAUAAAAGGAGUUUUAACUGUGCCGGUUUAUGUGCUGUUGCGGCCAGUGCGAUUUUUAAUGUUUGUUUCAAUUAUUUAGGAAAAUUAUUGUUGAUUUCGCUUCAUCAGCUAUAUACGUGGUAUUAUGUGAUAGGGACACAUUUGCAUGGUUUAAAUAGUGUGAAGAUAUUUUUGAGGACUAUAUUCAAGACUGUUCACCUUGAUAUAAGAAGUAGGGUUUCAACUUAUGAAAAAGUUCCAAAUCAUUUAACCAUUAUUAUUGGAGUAGAAUCUCCAUCUUAUACAGACUUUGCUAAACUGAUUGGGUGGUGUGUGCAGUCUGGAAUUUCUCACAUUAGCUUCUAUGAUCAUUAUAAUGGCAUAGAUUGUAAACUACUCUUUGUUUCUGUUUGCGAAGAUGCUAAGCAAUACAUUCCUUAUAUUAAGUGGGGGAAGUCUUUUAGUGAAGAUUUUAAGGAAAUGUCCAAAUCACAGAUAAAUGGGUACUCGUGGAAGCCCAUGUUAACAGUACAUGUUUAUCAAAGGAAUGAUGGUGUUAAUAUGUUCUUGAAGUCUGUGCCUGAUAUAAUUAAUAGCGGUAGUGCAUCAGUGGAUAUAAAACAACUUGAUACAUUCCUCAGAAAAUACAUAAAUGCGCCUGAUCCAGACUUUGCUCUUAUCUGUGGAGAUGUAUUUUCAUCUUUUGGAUUUCCUCCUUGGUGUUUAAGGAUUACUCAGUUUAAACAAAUUACUACACAUCAUAAUCUCACCGUUGAGGCUUUUCUUGAACAACUCGAAGAUUAUAGCACUUGUAAACAGAGAUGGGGAAAAUAA
Molecule: messenger RNA, 825 nt
Organism: Nezara viridula (southern green stink bug)
Lineage: Eukaryota; Metazoa; Arthropoda; Insecta; Hemiptera; Pentatomidae
Source: the annotation of a GenBank genome assembly